CUUCCAAGUGCCAGAUGAUGGAGGAGCGUGCCAACUUGAUGCACAUGAUGAAACUCAGCGUCAAAGUCUUGCUCCAGUCUGCCCUGAGCCUGGGCCGCAGCCUGGAUGCGGACCAUGCCCCCUUGCAGCAAUUCUUUGUAGUGAUGGAGCACUGCCUCAAACACGGGCUGAAAGUCAAGAAGAGUUUUAUUGGCCAAAAUAAAUCUUUCUUUGGUCCUUUGGAGCUGGUGGAGAAACUUUGUCCAGAAGCAUCAGAUAUAGCCACCAGUGUCAGAAAUCUGCCAGAAUUAAAGACAGCUGUGGGAAGAGGCAGAGCAUGGCUUUAUCUUGCACUCAUGCAAAAGAAACUGGCAGAUUAUCUGAAAGUGCUUAUAGACAAUAAACAUCUCUUAAGUGAGUUCUAUGAGCCUGAGGCAUUGAUGAUGGAAGAGGAAGGGAUGGUGAUUGUGGGUCUGCUGGUGGGACUCAAUGUUCUCGAUGCCAAUCUCUGCUUAAAAGGAGAAGACUUGGAUUCUCAGGUUGGAGUGAUCGAUUUUUCCCUCUACCUUAAGGAUGUACAGGGUCUUGAUGGCGGCAAAGAGCACGAAAGAAUUACUGAUGUCCUUGAUCAAAAAAAUUACGUGGAAGAACUUAAUCGGCACUUAAGCUGCACAGUUGGGGAUCUUCAAAACAAGAUAGAUGGCUUGGAAAAGACGAAUUCAAAACUUCAAGAAGAGCUAUCAGCUGCAACAGACCGGAUUUGUUCACUUCAAGAAGAGCAGCAACAAUUAAGAGAACAAAAUGAGUUAAUUCGCGAAAGAAGUGAAAAGAGCGUGGAGAUAACAAAACAAGAUACAAAAGUUGAGCUGGACACUUACAAGCAAACUCGGCAAGGUCUGGAUGAAAUGUAUAGUGAUGUGUGGAAGCAGCUAAAAGAGGAGAAGAAAGUCCGUUUGGAACUAGAAAAAGAACUGGAGCUGCAGAUUGGAAUGAAGACGGAGAUGGAGAUCGCAAUGAAGCUGCUCGAAAAGGACACCCACGAGAAGCAGGACACCCUAGUCGCCCUCCGCCAGCAGCUGGAGGAAGUCAAAGCCAUCAAUUUACAGAUGUUUCACAAAGUUCAGAAUGCAGAGAGCUGUUUACAGCAGAAGAAUGAAGCCAUCACAUCUUUUGAAGAAAAAACCAACCAGGUUAUGUCCAGCAUGAAACAGAUGGAAGAAAGGUUACGGCAGUCUGAAAGGGCCAGGCAGGGGGCCGAGGAGCGGAGCCACCGGCUGCAGCAGGAGCUGGGCGGCCGGACGUGUGCUUUGCAGCAGCAGCUCUCACAGUUGCAUGAGCAGUGCUCAAGUCUAGAGAAAGAGCUGAAAUCAGAAAAAGAGCAAAGACAGGCUCUUCAACGAGAAUUACAGCUGGAGAAAGACACUUCCUCUCUGCUCCGAGCAGAGCUACAGCAAGUGGAAGGAUUAAAAAAGAACUUUCUGGGCCUGGGCCACCCCUGGGAAGCCAACCGAACCAGUCUCUGCCUGGAGUCACCUCGGUCCUCUGGUGAAGAACUAGAUCUCCCAGGGAACCCAGGCAGUCUACAAGUCUUCCCCGAUGAUAAAAUCGCCAGGCAUCUCCCGCAAAGGCUGGAGGUCCCCACAAUGCUGGUGGGAGCAGCUGCAGCCUGGUCAAAGCUGAAGAUGGAAGACAUCAAAGAAGUAAAUAAGGCACUGAAGGGCCAUACUUGGCUGAAAGACGAUGAAGCAACACACUGUAAGCAGUGUGAAAAGGAGUUCUCCAUUUCCCGAAGAAAGCACCACUGCCGUAACUGUGGCCACAUCUUCUGCAACACGUGUUCCAGCAACGAGCUAGCACUGCCCUCCUACCCCAAGCCCGUGCGUGUGUGCGACAGCUGCCACACGCUGCUCCUGCAGCGCUGCUCCUCGUCCACUGGCUCCUAA
Molecule: messenger RNA, 1922 nt
Organism: Puma concolor (puma)
Lineage: Eukaryota; Metazoa; Chordata; Mammalia; Carnivora; Felidae
Source: RefSeq, a predicted model, not a curated record